Messenger RNA from Cicer arietinum (chickpea), 2381 nucleotides. Its product is annotated as protein decapping 5-like. NCBI's taxonomy places the organism in Eukaryota, Viridiplantae, Streptophyta, Magnoliopsida, Fabales, Fabaceae. The record is from RefSeq and is a predicted model, not a curated record. Gene Ontology annotation, biological process: cytoplasmic stress granule assembly; P-body assembly. Gene Ontology annotation, cellular component: P-body. Gene Ontology annotation, molecular function: mRNA binding.
CAGACACUCACUAACUCAUUUCUGAGUCUCUCUCUCUCUCUUUCUCUCUCUCCCUUUCUCGCACAUCUCACCUAAGAAACAACCGGUUGAACCCUAACGUGUGUGUAUGCGUUUUUGAAAAGUGAGACACACACAACACAGUGUAUGGUUUUUUGAUUCUUCGUAGGUUAUGGCAUCCGACACUGCUUCUCGUUCGAGUUCCGCGGCCGAUUCCUACAUUGGAUGCUUGAUUAGUUUAACAUCAAAGAGUGAGAUCAGAUACGAGGGCGUUCUCUAUAAUAUCAACACCGAUGAGUCCAGUAUUGGCCUCAGAAACGUGCGCUCUUUUGGAACUGAAGGAAGGAAAAAGGAUGGUCCACAAAUACCUCCUGGUGACAAAGUCUAUGAGUAUAUACUGUUCCGUGGGACGGACAUCAAGGAUUUACAGGUGAAAUCCUCUCCACCUGCCCCGCCUACUGCACCAAUAAACACCGAUCCAGCUAUUAUUCAGUCUCAGUAUCCUCGUUCAGCCCCGACAUCUACGAGUAUACCAGCUGUAAGUGGAUCUUUGACUGAUCUUAGUUCUCAUACAAAUCAGCUUGGACACCCAGGGUCAAAUUUUCAAGGGCCUUUGUAUCAACCUGGAGGAAAUGUAGGGUCAUGGGGAGCUUCUUCACCUGCUCCAAAUGCAAAUGGUGGUGGGCUUGCUAUGCCAAUGUAUUGGCAAGGAUAUUACGGUGCCCCAAAUGGACUUCCUCAGUUACAUCAGCAAUCUUUGCUUCGACCUCCGCCUGGCUUAUCUAUGCCUUCAUCUAUGCAGCAGCCAAUGCAGUUUGCCAAUUUCAGCCCCUCUUUACCAACUGGGCCUUCAAAUUUUCCAGAAUUCCCACCAUCUUUCCUCCCUGUGGGUACUAGUUCACCUAAUAUAACAUCUACUUCUGCACCUCCAUCGAAUCUUCCAUCAAUGUUACCUCCAGCACCUUCGGCUACACUAGCUCCUGAAACUUUCCAAGUAUCAGUUCCAAACAAGGCACCAACUGUAUCACUUCCUGCAGUCACACUAGCUACUAAUUUACCAUCGCUAGCUCCUUUUACCAAUGCUGGUCCUGAUGUAAAUGCUGCAGUGCCAUUGGUCAAUAAAUCUAAUGCAAUUUCAGGCUCAAGUUUGUCGUACCAAACACCCCAGCCGACUCCUGCAAUUGUUGGCUCUUCAAAUUCUAUCCGCACAGAACCACCUGCCCCUUCUCUUGUAACCCCAGGUCAAUUAUUGCAGUCUGGACAAACCGUUGUAUCUUCAUCCCAGCCUUCACAAAUACCACAUAAGGAUGUUGAAGUGGUUCAGGUGUCAUCAGCACCACCUCCAGAACCAUCUGUGCCCGUUGAUGCUGAAUCUCAGCCACCAAUUCUUCCAUUGCCAGUGACUUCACAACGGCCAAGUCACAGGCCCAGUGGAGCUCCUAUCCAAACUCAUCAUGGCUAUGGUUAUAGGGGGCGCGGAAAUGGAAGAGGAAGAGGACCUGGGGGUUUUCGCCCAUCUGAAAGAUUCACUGAGGACUUUGACUUCAUGGCAAUGAAUGAGAAGUUCAAAAAGGAUGAAGUAUGGGGUCACCUAGGUAAAAGCAACAAGUCUCAUUCAAAAGAGAAAGACGGGGAAGAAAAUGCCAGCGAUGAAGAUGGCGGUGAAUAUGAAGACAAUCACGAAGUAUCAAACUCAGAGACUAAGCCUGUUUAUAACAAGGAUGAUUUCUUUGACUCACUCUCCUGCAACUCGCUCAAUCACGAUUCACAAAAUGGAAGGCUUAGAUAUUCUGAACAAAUCAAGAUUGAUACUGAGACAUUUGGUGAUUUUACAAGGCAUCGUGGUGGCUGGGGUGGCCGUGGUCCAUGGCGCGGUGGUGGUGGACGUGCUCGAGGUGGUUAUUAUGGCAGGGGAUAUGGCUAUGCCGGAAGAGGACGGGGGCGUGGCCCAUUCGGCGGUCGUAAUUAGAUGGAGGCUGCAAUGCUAAGUUGUGGUGGUAGGGAGGAAAGGAACAAAAGGCAAAGCCACCCACUUAAAGCGGCGUUUAUUGAAGCUAAGCAUAGCUUCAAUAUUGUGAUUUCUGUUGUUCUAUUUGGUCAUAGAAUAAGUAGCACAGUUUUUCUGGUCAUGUUGACACCUUAUUAUUACCCUAAAGUACCUGGUUUGGUUUGGUAGAAAGAUUUUUUUUCUCUACCAUUUUCUUUAUUUUUAUUCAUAUAUCUGGAAGGGACAAAUACUAGGCAAGUUUCUUGCGGUAUAUUGUUUAUGUAUGUGCUUAAUCAGCAAGUUUUUCUAUUUCUGAGACAGUUCAGAAUUGUUUUGCAUUGUAAAUGCAAAUGACAAGUUUAUUUAAGACUAAGUGGUUCAUUAUUUUGUUAAGUUA